AUGGCUACUCCGGCUGCGCUACCCCCACUGCCUUUCAACCCUUCCCGGGUUCGAUCAUAUCUUGUGCGGCUACCGUUAUUCACGCGACUGGUGCUUUUGGUGAUUCUGGCAUUCUGGUUACUCGAAUUUCAGACAAUCUGGAACGUGGUGGAAUGGGGCUCCCUCACCCCAGACCUGAUUAACCUCGGAACCAUGUAUCGCCUGAACACUUUUCCCAUCAUCCACACUGGUUUCUUCCACGCCGCGUUGAAUGCUCUGGCAUUGACCCCUCUCUUGGAACGCUUCGAGGCGGAGCAUGGUACCCUCACAUCCAUCGCGCUCUUUGUCGGACCGCUGUCGACUUUCCCGGCCGGUCUUUAUCUGCUGUUCGAGAAAGCCAUUUUGCACAGGAAUACACCCGUGAUUGGUGCCAGUGUCUGGGUCUUUUUGCUUCUGGGCUCUGAGGCCAUUCGGACGUACAAGACAAACCCUCACUUCAGCCUUGGGCCUUACAAGAUUCCCACUUGGACCUCGCCCUUGUUUGCCUGCGUUGUUCUUUCGAUUCUUGUUUCCAACGUGAGCUUCCUCGGCCACCUGUGCGCCAUUGCUGUAGGCUACCUCUUCGGUCUUGGGUAUCUCAAGGUUUUUGUGCCUCCGGAGAAGGUCCUUCGCUGGAUCGAAGGCAAGCUCAAUCUCCUGGGCCGCCUGCCUCACUAUAUUUCAGUGGACCAGAAGACUUUUGGACGUGGUCUGCUUCGCCUGGCGUACAUUCCCCUGUGCAUCUGCUUCGAGGACCUUCCCUCUCGAAACGACGCCUCUCAAGGACGAAGCACUGAUAUUGAGGAAACACCAGCUGCAAUCCGUAAUCUACGGAAUAAACCUGACGUCCUUUUCGUGCGCCUCCCGAAUAUUCUCUCCUUUCUCUGUAUCGUUGUGGGCGUCGUGUGGCUCCUGCUUCUCCCCUUGAACGAGUACUCCCGAAACACCUACAUCUCCGAGAAUGCGCUCUUACCCGGCCAAGUACACGCUUACUUUACCGGGAGUGAGCAAAACAUUUUCCGAGGCUACAAGAAGGAGCUGGAAGUGCUCCUGAAAGAGGGGCGUGAGGAAGGAAUCUCGCAAGAUGAGACCGUGACACCAGCGGCGCACAACAAAGUACACUCAAUCCUGCAAGCUGCGGGAUUGAAAGUUGCGACACAGAAAUACGAGUAUACGUCGGCAGGUAUUACCCAUCAGGGCGAGAACAUCUAUGGUAUUAUCCACGCGCCACGAGGCGACGCUACCGAGGCAAUCGUGCUCGUCGCGGCAUGGAAGACUGCAGACGACGAAUUGAACCUGAAGGGUGUCACACUGGCCUUAACACUGGCCAGAUACUUCAAGCGAUGGUCCCUUUGGUCCAAGGAUAUUAUAUUCCUCUUCACUCCCGACAGCAAAUCAGGAACGCAGGCAUGGAUUGACGCCUACCAUGACCUACAGCCCGCGUCCGUUCAACCACUGCCGUUGAAGAGUGGGGCAUUGCAAGGCGCACUGGUCAUCGAAUUCCCUUUCGAGCAUAACUUCAGAUCACUACACGUUGUCUAUGAUGGCGUGAAUGGCCAAUUGCCAAACCUCGACCUGAUCAACACAGCCGUCGCCAUUGCAGGCGGCCAAAUGGGCAUGGGAACCAACCUACAGGAAAUGUGGGAGCACGAUGACAGCUACCAGGCACGUCUCAAGACUAUCCUGCGUGGUAUGACCAAACAAGGUCUUGGCGCUGCUACCGGUGCCCACAGCAGCUUUAUGCCUUACCACAUUGAUGCUAUUACUCUGCAGCCCAAGGGCGAGGGAUGGGAGGACGAAAUGGCACUCGGCCGAACUAUCGAAAGUCUGUGCCGUAGUCUGAACAACUUGUUGGAGCACCUGCACCAAAGUUUCUUCUUCUACCUGCUUAUGCAGACGAACCGUUUUGUUAGCAUUGGAACCUACCUGCCUAGCGCGAUGCUGAUCGCAGGGAAUUUUACGAUCAUGGCGAUUGCCCUGUGGAUGCGCACGGGCUAUUACUCGGACUCGAAGACCGGUGCCCCCGCCGAGAAGUCGAAGUCGACGAGUGAGCAGUCAUCGAUUACGAAGGGUCAGGCCAUGACAGAUGAGAAAAUCAAGGGAACCCCCGUCGCAGAGCGUCUCAUGGCUAUGCCACUUACCCUAGUCAGCGGUCUUCACCUGCUUGGUCUUGUACCGCUUUGGAUGUUCAAUACCCUUUCCCACCAGAACUUCACAACUGCCACCUACGCCUUCGUCGUCGUAGAUGUCGUUCUUCCAUUGCUCCUCGCGGCUCUGCUCUCCAGUGGCCUAGGUCUAUCCGCACCCAUCGUCCCGCAACAAUACCUCCUAAUCAAGUCUUUCACGCUUCUCCUAUUGGGACUGUCGCUUUCGACUCUGGCGACCCUCAACUUCUCCCUUUCUUUCAUGGUCGGUCUUUUGUGCGCCCCUCUUAGCUUCGUCGUUCGCCUUCAGAGUCCUUCGGCGCCGGUACGGAUUGCUGUGUCCACUAUUGGACUUUUGUUGUUGAACCUGCUCUCCCCUCCUAUGGUUCUUUUGGGAGUGUGUUGGUACACUGGUGCGUCCGUGGAGUCUGUCAUGACUCAAGCCGCCUUUGGAUGGGAUGUGUGGGGCAUGUGGACGCAGGUCGUGGUAUGGUGUGUGUGGUGGCCAGCCUGGUUGAUCGGCUGCGUGUUGUUAGGAUCAUCCUUGUUUUAA
Molecule: messenger RNA, 2715 nt
Organism: Penicillium maclennaniae
Lineage: Eukaryota; Fungi; Ascomycota; Eurotiomycetes; Eurotiales; Aspergillaceae
Product: GPI-anchored transamidase subunit GAA1
Exons: 11
Coding region: 1-2715 (904 amino acids)
Biological process (GO): attachment of GPI anchor to protein
Cellular component (GO): membrane; GPI-anchor transamidase complex
Molecular function (GO): serine-type endopeptidase activity
Source: RefSeq, a predicted model, not a curated record